CCAAUAUUUCGCCAUUUUGCUGCUGAGUUCCCACGAUUCUCCGAAGUUGGCCGGUUUUGGAACGUUUGGUGUUAUCUGCACCGCCCAACACCAAUCAUCGAUUCUGCCCAAACCACCCUUGCUCGUCGUCCCAUACGUCCUUGCCGUCACUCCACUCCUCUUACAGCAGGCUGCAUCGACGACCCUCGCCCAUUCUACCCACGACUACCUCUAAAAUAUCCUUGGGUUGCACACCAACUCUCCAGGCGCUCUUUUUUUUUCACCGUUUUUCGGCAACCUCAUCCGUGACAUAAAGCCACUUCAAGACGCACACCUAGCGGGUUAGAACUCAAAGCGGAGGCGAUCUUUCAUAUAAGCGAUGGCAGAUACAACGACAGAGAUUGAUCUGGACUCGGUCAUCGACCGUCUCCUUGAAGUCCGAGGCAACCGACCGGGAAAACCGGUUCAACUGCAAGAAUACGAAAUCAAAUACUUGUGUACAAAAGCUCGCGAAAUUUUCAUCAACCAACCCAUUCUUCUCGAACUUGAAGCCCCCAUAAAGAUUUGUGGCGACAUUCAUGGCCAAUAUUACGACCUCCUCCGGCUUUUUGAAUAUGGCGGGUUCCCACCAGAAGCCAACUAUCUUUUCCUUGGUGACUACGUUGACCGAGGAAAGCAGUCUCUCGAGACUAUCUGCCUCCUCCUCGCAUAUAAGAUCAAAUACCCCGAAAAUUUCUUCAUCCUGCGAGGCAACCACGAGUGUGCCAGUAUCAACAGGAUAUACGGGUUUUAUGACGAAUGUAAACGCCGUUAUAACAUUAAGUUAUGGAAGACGUUUACGGAUUGCUUCAAUUGUUUGCCGAUUGCUGCCAUUAUUGACGAGAAAAUUUUCACGAUGCAUGGUGGUCUGAGCCCGGACUUGCAAUCGAUGGAACAAAUACGGAGAGUAAUGCGGCCCACCGAUGUACCUGACACAGGUCUGCUUUGCGAUCUACUUUGGUCCGACCCAGACAAAGAUAUCACUGGAUGGUCCGAGAACGACAGAGGGGUGUCAUUCACAUUCGGACCGGACGUGGUUUCACGAUUCUUGCAGAAGCAUGACAUGGAUUUGAUCUGUCGAGCUCAUCAGGUUGUAGAGGAUGGCUACGAGUUUUUCGCCAAGAGACACUUAGUGACUCUGUUUUCAGCACCGAACUAUUGUGGAGAGUUCGACAACGCAGGAGCAAUGAUGAGUGUGGACGAAACACUACUGUGUUCUUUCCAGAUUCUGAAACCUGCCGAGAAAAAGGCGAAAUACCCAUAUGGCGGGAUGAAUAUGGGACGGCCUGUGACACCUCCACGCAAACCAAAGAAGAAGGACAACAAGAUGGGCUAGAUUGUGCACAAGUUGUUGGUUGCAGCCAUCCUCCACACCGACUUCCGCCUUUCUCAUUUCCGGUCCUGGCUACGUUUUCUCUUCUUCUCUCCCGCUCAUUUGCUUGUUCUCGCUGUUAUUCCUUAUAUUCAUUCAUUCAUUCCUGUGCGUCGCGGUUUGGUAAGAUACGGUUAUUGAGGGAGGACUGGGGAUCUGCAACCUCGCAAGCACGGUGUGGUGUAGCAGUAUCUAUUUAUGGUUGCUCGUGUAGUCGAGGUCGUGGCAGCAGUACCCCGCUGUCCGGAAGCGGUAGCAUGGGAGGAGGAAGAGUGGGAAGGAUGGAGAUGGGCAAACAGCGAUUAGGACACCGCGGAGGACGGGAGAAAAAGACCACGCGCCUACGCCUUACAUCCUAUUAUCAACCAUCAGUUUGCGAAACACAAAAUCCUUCUCAGCUGCCACUAAAAUUACGGAAAGCAGAGACUGUUCUCCGGAUGAAUCUCCCGUUUUCUCCUUUCCUUGUUCCAGGACCUCGGCUGGGGUUACCGACCUUGUUCCCAUAAUUACAUCUCCCUUAGAUGGCCUUCCUCCCAUAAUGUUAUACGAGACCCCCUCUGCGCGUACUUUUCCUCGUCUUUCAUCUUUCUUUGUACAGUAGUGCGAUACAAUAACCCUUCCUCCGUUAUAUCAUUAUUCGGCUGGUGGCUAAGUUGUCGGUAUAUACGUAUUCCACACUUCUUUACACAUCCCUCUACCUACAAAUUUCUCAUCUACUCUUCUCUUACCCAUAACGAGACAUUGGACUUGCUU
Messenger RNA from Laccaria bicolor S238N-H82, 2143 nucleotides. RefSeq lists its product as uncharacterized. The transcript has 7 exons. NCBI's taxonomy places the organism in Eukaryota, Fungi, Basidiomycota, Agaricomycetes, Agaricales, Hydnangiaceae. Gene Ontology annotation, cellular component: nucleus; cytoplasm. Gene Ontology annotation, molecular function: protein serine/threonine phosphatase activity. The record is from RefSeq and is a predicted model, not a curated record. Bases 359 to 1354 code for a protein of 331 amino acids.